Phragmites australis (common reed) is the source of this 1523-nucleotide messenger RNA. RefSeq lists its product as uncharacterized. Gene Ontology annotation, cellular component: plasma membrane. The transcript has 6 exons. Gene Ontology annotation, molecular function: oxidoreductase activity, acting on NAD(P)H, quinone or similar compound as acceptor. Lineage: Eukaryota; Viridiplantae; Streptophyta; Magnoliopsida; Poales; Poaceae. Bases 290 to 880 code for a protein of 196 amino acids. The record is from RefSeq and is a predicted model, not a curated record.
UAGUUGGUCCGUAGAUUGGAACCGCCAGGCUCAAGCUCGUUAUGGGGCCAACAAGCAGAUGCGGGAUCUUAUGUGCUGAAGGCGAUGUCCAGUCAAGUCUAGCGCGCCUUAUCUGCCGCGGUGCACUUCGUGUGGCACCGCCAAGCUUUCGCCUUCUCUGCCAUGGAAGCUCUCGGCGAGACGGGCAUCAUCGGCCCGGCGUCGUUGCGCCGCUCCAGUCACCGCCGAGCCGGCCGGGGAGGAGAAGCCGGCUGCUCCCAAAGCAGCCGCAGCGUCUCCGGCGCCAAAGAUGAUCUUGAAGAAGAAGCCGGUCUACUCGAUGAAGAAAGGGCAGAUUGUGCGUGUCGAGAAGGAGAAGUACCUGAACUGCAUACAUUACCAGUCAGUGGGGCACCCACCCUUUUACAAGGGUCUACAUUACAUAUACAAAGACCGCGGCGAGGUUUUGGACAUCAGAAUCUUUGAGACUGGGAAGUAUGCCCUGAUCGCGUGGGUGGGGAUUCCAACACCACCUGCAUGGCUACUAACUUUUUUUUAUUUUUUUAAACAGGACUCCCUUACCUGGUCUUCUUUGAGACCUUUUUACGGGGAGAUGCGACACCUCGAUGGGCUCGGCUGCAACCGGCAACUUUACCACCAUGGCUACCAACUUACAUGCUCAUCAAGUUGGACAAGCUGGACUACAGAGAAUAUGAUGGGCUCACGGACGCACCCAAGGGAAACUUUUACAGUCAGCUGCACACAUACUUCUAUCUCGGCCGUUUAUGUACUAGAGAAUCAACAGACAGAUAAGAAAAAUAACACUAAGAUAAAAGAUGCGUGUGCAUAUAUUGCAGAGUUACUUUUCCCAAGUCAAAGCUGCUGGCUACUGGCUCCAUGAGAGGUUGCCAUUCUUGUCCGGAGCAUGACAUGUCCUGUUCUCGGCCGGGUCACCAUUCAGCGUUGUACAUAGCUGCCAAUACGAGGCAAUCUGCCAUUGUUUCGCGUCUCUGCUACCCAGAUUAAAAAGGGAAGAAAUUAAAAGUGAGAAGAUUAAUGUGAGUAGGUGUCAUCAAAGAAUUAUUUCAGCUCCAACUCUAUAAUUCUCGUCACAGGUGGCUCAUAGACAAAGCAGAUCAAUCCUAAGCCACCAAUAAUACUUGCACUAAACAAUUUGGUAUGGGUGGUGAGCAUCCCAUCAAAUCUCUAUUAAUUCGUGUGCGAUAACAUCAUAUGCUAAUCACAUAACUCAUAAAUUAGCCACUCUGCUAAUCACAUAUGAAACGACAUGAAGUGGAUCAAGAACCACGGAAAUUGAGCACCAAUAGUAAUCCGUGUAAAAAAGAUGAAUCAAGAACCACCUAACUCAAGCAAUAACAACAAUUACGCACGAUGUGGUCGUCAGACUGUAAGAUUGAAGCCAAGGGAAUUAUUAACCAACAAAACCAAGUCAUCAAUAGCAGAUCGGCGCCGACAUCCGCCAGAGGAGGGGAAGGGAGAGGUUGACGUGGGAGAGCGUGAGGCAGAGGUUACCAUAGGGUAGG